AUGGCUUCGAUGCAUGUGCGGCUGGCUUCCGGUGAGGAGGUGAUGACGCUUUCCGCAGAGGAGUUGCAAGCCUUGGCUUUGCUCGAGCGGCCAGUGCAUGUUCUGAAGCAGCGACUGGGAAGCCAUUGUGGUCAGACGCGCUACCGGCAGAGGCUCCUGUCUCAAGAUGGCCAGAUCCUCGGUGAUACAGCCCAGCUACCCGCAGCCGGUGAUCUGCAGCUGCUCGUUCUUCCUUUCGCGCGAGCUACGGAAUCCAAAGCCGAAGAGCUCAUUGUUGCAGCGGCCAACGAUGCGACCAAUGAGGUUGAGGCACUGCUCCAGAUGCCCCAGGAUCCGGACCUGCCGGAUGGCGAUGGCGACACGGCCUUGAACCUGGCCGCAGCUUUUGGUUGCAACGACAGCCUAGAGCUGCUGCUUGAAGCACGUGCAGAUGCGAGCCAAAGCAAUCGCCAUUGGCUCACACCCCUUAUCGCUGCAGCGGCGAACGGACGUUUGGGCACGACACGCUUGCUUUUAGAGGCUGGGGCCUCCCCAAACCCGACGGACAAGGACUCGGAGACUCCCCUCUUUGCAGCUGUGCGCUCUGGCCACUGGGAGGUGGCAGAGCUCCUGCUCCGUUCCGGGGCAGAUCUAGAGCACACCACGAAGGCCGGCAUGACUGCCCUGGGAGCGGCAGCACUGGGUGGUCACAGCCAUGUGGCGCGUUUGUUACUUGAGGCACGUGCGCAGAUUGAUCCGGUCGACAUUGCAGGCGAGACGCCUUUGUUCUAUGCUUCGCGCGACGGGAAAGAUGACGUCGCAUGUUUGUUGCUGAAGGCAGGUGCCGAAGCAGAUAAAGAGACGCCAGGAGGCCAGUUUCCCCUCCUCGCCGCUUGCCAUGGUGGCCACUUCGAUGUAGUCCGCCACCUACUGGAAGCGAAAUCGGUGGUUGACAGGACUGGGCCCGACCUUAAAACACCUCUCAUGAUCGCAUCCGGUUGUGGCUACACCCAAGUCGUAUGGUUGCUUCUGGAGAAGAGGGCGAGCAAAAGUGCUACAGACAUCUUCGGAGAGUCUGCGUAUCUGGCAGCAUGUCGGUCGCAGAAGCCAGAACUGAUCCAACUCUUCACUGGCACUGGGAUCCAGGACCUCUCUUGCAGCGAACCCUUGCUGCAGCUGGCAUACAUUCAGAUUACGAUGCAUGCGAUUGCAAUUGUCUUUUUUUCGUUCCGCGCAUGCCAUGUGGAGUUCCGGCAUUUCAGAAUACAGGGCGAUUCAAAAAUCUACCCUCAAUCCUACAAGGACACCCCGCAAACGUGCCUCAAAUGA
Molecule: messenger RNA, 1308 nt
Organism: Symbiodinium sp. CCMP2592
Lineage: Eukaryota; Dinophyceae; Suessiales; Symbiodiniaceae
Source: the annotation of a GenBank genome assembly